AUGGCCCACAUUACGGACCUGGUACCCUGGGACUGCACCUCCACCCAGAUGUUCACCUCGCCAAUCUCCCUGCUUCCCAUUGAGCACCAGCGCCACUCACUGGCAGGUGUGAAGCAGAACCUCUACCACCCGAACCUGCCCAGCCUGCGCCGCAUGGACAUGGACUCCGUCAAAGGCUGCCUCUCAAACGAGCACUCCCGGUCCUCCACCUUUUGCACCAAAGAGGACUUUGACAGAGACCACUUCACGCUCCUAGGAGUUCCCAACAAACCCAUACGCUGUUUGGACAAAACAGAGGGAAGGAGACUCCGGGACAGGCACCAAGAGGGGAAGCUGGCGCCCAUCGCACCAGGCAUCAACCGGGUCAGCUGGCCCUCCUUCACUCACGCCGUGGAUGACUGGUCUCGCUUGGUGUCCUCCACCGACGAGUUCAAGCUGCCCUGCCUGUGCAAGAGGGUGGAGGGUUUCAGCGGCUAUGCUGUGCAGUACUUGAAGCCGGAGCAGACUAAGAAUUGGAAGUUCUGCUUCAACCAGAACCCCAGCCUGGACCGCUAUGGACAGAAGCCCCUGCCUUACGAAACCCUGAACACCUUCCGGAACUUUGGCAACACUUACAGCUACACAACACCCUGGCGUUAA
Molecule: messenger RNA, 639 nt
Organism: Suncus etruscus (white-toothed pygmy shrew)
Lineage: Eukaryota; Metazoa; Chordata; Mammalia; Eulipotyphla; Soricidae
Gene: SPMIP8
Product: testis, prostate and placenta expressed
Exons: 7
Coding region: 1-639 (212 amino acids)
Source: RefSeq, a predicted model, not a curated record